GGCUAGCUGGCUGCGGCGAGUAAGGAGGCGGCGGCGACAUCGGCCGAGGAGGAGGAAGAGGCAGUGGGGGUGCGGCCGCCGAGGGGAGCUCCUCCCCCGUUCCCUCACCCCCCUCAGCUCAGCUCCUUGCCCCGGGCGGGGCGGGGGGACGUGGAGCGGAGCAGGGCGGGGGAACCGCCCCGAGUCGGAUCGAAGCGCACCCCAGCUCCGAGCGCACGCCGCUCUCAGGAACUUUGUGGCGGUGCCGCAGGUGUGGGGGCCCGCGGAGGUGUGCAUGUGGGGCACCAGGGCGUCGUGGAGAGCGGCCGCUGCCCUGUCCGGCCCCUGUUGGAGUAGCCCGGAGGAAGCAAGCCAGGAGAAAGGCAAGCGAGAGAGAGGUGCCCACCCCUAGGUAAAACCUUGUCUAAAUUGACUGACACUGAGGACCUUCCUUUCACUUGGGAAAACUUUGCCAGGUGUGUACUCUUCCUGAUUCUGGAGAAAAAUGCCGGUCCGGAAGCAAGAUACCCAGAGAGCAUUGCACCUUUUGGAGGAAUAUCGUUCAAAACUAAGCCAGACUGAAGACAGACAGCUCAGAAGUUCCAUAGAACGAGUUAUAAACAUAUUUCAGAGCAACCUCUUUCAGGCUUUAAUAGAUAUUCAAGAAUUUUAUGAAGUGACCUUACUGGAUAAUCCAAAAUGUAUAGAUCGUUCAAAGCAGUCUGAACCAAUACAGCCUGUGAAUACUUGGGAAAUUUCCAGCCUUCCGAGCACUACUGUGACUUCAGAAACACUGCCAAGCAGCCUUAGCCCUAGUGUAGAGAAAUACCGGUAUCAGGAUGAAGACGCACCUCCUCAAGAGCACAUUUCCCCACAAAUCACUAAUGAAGUGAUAGGUCCAGAAUUGGUUCAUGUCUCAGAGAAGAACCUCUCAGAAAUUGAGAAUGUCCAUGGAUUUGUUUCUCAUUCUCAUAUUUCACCAAUAAAGCCAACAGAAGCUGUACCUCUCUCUUCUCCCACUGUCCCUGUGAUCCCUGUCCUGCCCGUCCCUGCUGAGAGUACUGUCAUCCUACCCACCAUACCACAGGCAAAUCCUCCUCCAGUACUGGUCAACACAGAUAGCUUGGAAACACCGACUUACGUUAAUGGUACUGAUGCAGAUUAUGAAUAUGAAGAAAUCACACUUGAAAGGGGAAAUUCAGGGCUUGGUUUCAGCAUUGCAGGAGGUACGGACAACCCACAUAUUGGAGAUGACUCAAGUAUUUUCAUUACCAAAAUUAUUGCAGGGGGAGCAGCUGCCCAAGAUGGAAGACUGCGGGUCAAUGACUGUAUAUUACGAGUAAAUGAAGUAGAUGUCCAUGAUGUAACACAUAGCAAAGCAGUUGAAGCAUUGAAAGAAGCAGGGUCUAUCGUACGCUUAUACGUAAAAAGACGGAAACCGGUAUCAGAAAAAAUAAUGGAAAUAAAGCUCAUUAAAGGUCCUAAAGGUCUUGGGUUCAGCAUUGCUGGAGGGGUUGGAAAUCAACAUAUUCCUGGGGAUAAUAGCAUCUAUGUAACCAAAAUAAUUGAAGGAGGUGCAGCACAUAAAGAUGGUAAACUUCAGAUUGGAGAUAAACUUUUAGCAGUGAAUAGUGUGUGUUUAGAAGAAGUUACUCAUGAAGAAGCAGUAACGGCCUUAAAGAACACAUCUGAUUUUGUUUACUUGAAAGUGGCAAAACCCACAAGUAUGUAUAUGAAUGAUGGCUACGCACCACCUGAUAUCACCACCUCUGCGUCUCAGCCUGUAGAUAACCAUGUUAGCCCAUCUUCCUACUUGGGCCAGACACCAGCAUCACCAUCCAGAUACUCACCUGUUUCAAAAGCAAUGCUUGGAGAUGAUGAAAUUACACGGGAACCUAGAAAAGUUGUUCUUCAUCGUGGCUCAACGGGCCUUGGCUUCAACAUUGUCGGAGGUGAAGAUGGCGAAGGAAUAUUUAUUUCCUUUAUCUUGGCUGGAGGACCUGCUGAUCUUAGUGGAGAGCUCAGAAAAGGAGAUCGUAUUAUAUCGGUAAACAGUGUUGACCUUAGAACUGCCAGCCAUGAGCAGGCAGCAGCCGCUUUGAAAAAUGCUGGCCAAGCUGUCACAAUUGUUGCACAGUAUCGACCUGAAGAAUACAGUCGUUUUGAAGCCAAAAUACAUGAUUUACGGGAGCAGAUGAUGAAUAGUAGCAUUAGUUCAGGAUCAGGUUCUCUUCGAACUAGCCAGAAGCGAUCCCUCUAUGUCAGAGCGCUUUUUGAUUAUGACAAGACUAAAGACAGUGGCCUUCCCAGUCAGGGAUUGAACUUCAAGUUUGGAGAUAUCCUCCAUGUUAUUAAUGCUUCUGAUGAUGAAUGGUGGCAAGCCAGGCAGGUUACACCAGAUGGUGAGAGUGAAGAAGUUGGGGUGAUUCCCAGUAAACGCAGGGUUGAGAAGAAAGAACGAGCCCGAUUAAAAACAGUGAAAUUCAAUUCUAAAACAAGAGAUAAAGGGCAGUCAUUCAAUGACAAGCGUAAAAAGAACCUCUUUUCCCGAAAAUUCCCCUUCUACAAGAACAAGGACCAGAGUGAGCAGGAAACAAGUGAUGCUGACCAGCAUGUAACUUCCAAUGCCAGCGAUAGUGAAAGUAGUUACCUAAUCUUGAUUACAGAUGAGUAUGGCUAUUCAAAAGGUGGUCAAGAAGAAUAUGUCUUGUCUUAUGAACCAGUGAAUCAACAAGAAGUUAAUUAUACUCGACCAGUGAUCAUAUUGGGACCUAUGAAAGACAGGAUAAAUGAUGACUUGAUCUCAGAAUUUCCUGACAAAUUUGGAUCGUGUGUUCCUCAUACAACUAGACCAAAAAGGGAUUAUGAGGUAGAUGGAAGAGAUUAUCAUUUUGUGACUUCAAGAGAACAGAUGGAAAAAGAUAUCCAGGAACAUAAAUUCAUUGAAGCUGGCCAAUACAACAACCAUCUGUAUGGAACAAGUGUUCAGUCUGUGCGAGAAGUAGCAGAAAAGGGCAAACAUUGUAUCCUCGAUGUGUCUGGAAAUGCCAUAAAGAGAUUACAGAUUGCACAACUUUACCCAAUCUCCAUUUUUAUUAAACCCAAAACCAUGGAAAAUAUCAUGGAAAUGAAUAAGCGUCUAACAGAAGAACAAGCCAGAAAGACAUUUGAGAGAGCCAUGAAACUGGAACAAGAAUUUACUGAACAUUUCACAGCAAUUGUACAGGGAGAUACGCUGGAAGACAUUUACAACCAAGUGAAGCAGAUCAUAGAAGAACAGUCUGGUCCUUACAUCUGGGUUCCAGCAAAAGAAAAGUUAUAAGGACUGAUGUUUCUCUGUUUCUCUUUUCCACAAUCGCAUUUUCUUUGACAUUUCUUUGCCCUUUCCUUCUGGAGUCUGUCUUCAAUACUCCUGCCGAGUUAAAUCAUCCCACUCAUCAUGGUCUGCAGUUGCACUUAUUUUUGACAUCUAGUAUCUCCUUCAAGUUGUAUCAUCUGUAUUAUUUUAUGUCACUAUUGGUUUGUGGCCAUUUUUUCAGAAUUGAAGAUGAAAUGGCUUGACCAGCUAUUAAGGAUUUGGGGAGAUGGGGAAAUUGUGGUAAAAUUCCUUAAUGUUUAAGGGAAAGUAACUUUAAAAGAUUUUCAGAAAAGCUUUAUAUGCAUUCUUUUCAAAUUUCAAUAUAAAUGAAAGAAAAGUGAUUUUAAUCAAUGAUUUAGUAAACUUUGAGCAACAAUGCACGCUUACCUUCAAUAGCAUGGUUUGGCCAAUAUAUUAGUUCUCAAGUCCUUUUCUCAAUUGAUUUCUGUUAUCAAAGUAAAUAUUUCAUUACAGACAAAUAAGGAAAAUGUUUUUUAAUUUCAAAAUUAAUGACAAUUAGCUUUCAUAAUUUCACAAGGGAUAUUCAUUUUCAUAAGAGUCCUUCUUAAAGUCUUAUUGUUUGAGAUUUUUUUUCCAAUACAUGUGCUAGGGAUAACAAUGUUCAAAUGUUUUUAAUCUGCUUGUGCAACACUAUUUAUAGUGUCUUACAAAAGUUGUUCGUACAUAAUGAUCAUCACAUUUUUCUGAAUUGAGGCCAUGUUUAGGUGCUAGGGGAGCUCACGUUUUACACACAGGGUGAGAAAAUUUCAUAGACAUAGACACAGACAAAACAGACAUUACAGUGGUGAUGCAGUCAUUAUUAUGGCAGUGGAAAAGGAGUCCAAUUCAUAGUCUAAAACUUUAAAUGUAUUCUUAAGGGUCAGAUUUUAAUGAAUAUUUUACCCACAAUAACUGCCUAUUUUGUUAUAAUAAAAAAUAUAUAUAUAUAUAAAUAUAUAUAAAACUUUCUUUAACUAAACUCUGUAACUAUGGGAAUUAUUUUCUUUACAUAGUUGCACACACACGAACAUAUAUAUAUUUAAAAUAUAUUUUUUCUUUUGCCACUUUCUCUUAACUUUUUGUUUGGUUUAUAAAUUAAAUAUUAAUUGAUUAGACUUUAUCUUCCUUAAUCAUGUGAACUGAAAACGGGAUAUGAUGGUUAUGGAAAGAAACCUUUAGGGAAAUUUAGAUUAUAAGUAAAAGUAUGAGCAUGUUCUCCUCUUUUCUACAAAAGUUUUCAAAUGGUUCCUGGUUGGUUUGUUUUUUUGUUUUGUUUUUUAGUUUUUUUGUUACUGUUGUUCUUGUCAUUGAGUUUGAAUUUGGUCCUCUGCCUCUCCUUCCAGUUCUCCUCCUUUCAUUAAUACACAAACAGGCAGAAGCCUCAUGUGUGUGUGUUUCCCUUCAGACUGCACACUUUUCAUUUCUCAUGGCUGCUCUGCACUAGACUUACGCAGAUCUUCAUGGUGAUCAAUUUCAAGAAAUUUUAGUGAAAGAUAGAUAGGAUUUCAGAAAUCAGUUUCUCUGGUGUUUUAUAUUAAUAAUAUUGUUUAGCUUCCCAUUGCUUUUUUGGAGUUGUUUAUUAAAUAUGUAUUUUUGACAACCUCCUCAUUGCAGUUUCUUAAACAAAUGAGUACUGAUUUGUAAAGAAUUAUUAUUGACAUUAUCCAUUCCAUUUAUGAGAAAGAGGAGAACAGCUAAUAAACUUUAUUGUAAAAUC
This is a messenger RNA of Rhinolophus ferrumequinum (greater horseshoe bat), 5054 nucleotides long. It is a transcript of the gene DLG1, whose product is annotated as discs large MAGUK scaffold protein 1. Gene Ontology annotation, biological process: chemical synaptic transmission; neurotransmitter receptor localization to postsynaptic specialization membrane. NCBI's taxonomy places the organism in Eukaryota, Metazoa, Chordata, Mammalia, Chiroptera, Rhinolophidae. Gene Ontology annotation, cellular component: neuron projection; neuromuscular junction; postsynaptic density membrane. The record is from RefSeq and is a predicted model, not a curated record. The transcript has 28 exons. Bases 485 to 3301 code for a protein of 938 amino acids. Gene Ontology annotation, molecular function: kinase binding.